Messenger RNA from Colletotrichum siamense, 453 nucleotides. RefSeq lists its product as uncharacterized. The transcript is spliced from 2 exons. Bases 1 to 453 code for a protein of 150 amino acids. The record is from RefSeq and is a predicted model, not a curated record. NCBI's taxonomy places the organism in Eukaryota, Fungi, Ascomycota, Sordariomycetes, Glomerellales, Glomerellaceae.
AUGCCCUCCUUAACGACAAUGUGCCUCGGGCAGCUGUGUGGUGUUAGCUCAAUGGAGUUCCACUGGAUUGAGGAGAUUCUUUCCUAUACUCGGGGCCUCGGUGAUUGCAAGGCGGCGUCCACCUUUACUUCUCCUCCAUCCUUCCGUGAGUUCAUGCGGCUCUUUCUCAGCAUCCCCUCAAAACAUCUCACCUUCAUCAACGUCCAGCUAUGGUCGUUCACGUCGAGCCGGCUAUGCCUGUCUGUCAACUCGUUCCUGAACUUCGAAGAUGGCAGCAAACUGAAGGACCAGCGUCUGAUGGCAGGGGCUGCAAUAGUGCUGGGUGACAUUAUGGAUCAGACGCAAUCGGCAAUUGUCUCCAAGGUUCUCGAAGUUAACAUGGAGUUUAACUGGCAUUUAGUACUACUAACCACUGAUCUCGCAAUGUCAGAAUUACCCUUUCUGGCCAAGUGA